This is a messenger RNA of Ramularia collo-cygni, 999 nucleotides long. RefSeq names its product related to poly(3-hydroxybutyrate) depolymerase. The record is from RefSeq and is a predicted model, not a curated record. Gene Ontology annotation, molecular function: feruloyl esterase activity. Lineage: Eukaryota; Fungi; Ascomycota; Dothideomycetes; Mycosphaerellales; Mycosphaerellaceae. The coding region runs from base 1 to 999 and encodes 332 amino acids. The transcript has 2 exons.
AUGUCGCUGCUUAACAUCGCCGUAUCUGUGCUGGCUUUGCUCGGAGCAGCCAAUGCCCUCACCAAAUCCCCAGGCUGCGGUCGAGCUCUGGGCACGAACAUCCGAAGAGGAGGCACCGGGCAGUCGAACAGCCUUUCGAUCACGAGCAAUGGAGUGACUCGGACAUUUCUACUGCACAUUCCCACAAACUACGACGUCAACGAUGCUCGCGGCUUGGUCUUCUCUUUCCAUGGUCGAAGCAGGACUGCUGUGUCGCAGGAAGCGCUCUCUUCAUUUUCAGAUCCGUAUUUCAACCCAGACUUGCUAGCAGUUUAUCCCCAGGGGCUGGGUUCGACUCCGCAAUGGCAGGGAGAUCCAGAGGCUACGACCGACGACGUCCUGUUCACUUUGGAUCUGCUCACGUACAUCAACAACAACUAUUGCGUCAACACUGAAGCCGUUUACUCCACCGGCAAGAGCAAUGGUGCUGGAUUCUCGCUGAACGUCCUGGCUUGUGAUCCGGUUGCGGUGACAAAGUUCGCUGCAUUCGCGGGUGCCGCCAGCGCCGAUUACCAGGCCAGUAUGACUGAGGCCAAUUGCAACCCUCUGACGGUGCCAAUUACCUGCAACCCUGGCAAGACUCGUAUUCCAAUCCUCGAGUUGCACGGAACCGCUGAUGACACGAUUCCUUAUAAUGGUGGUGGUCGACGAACGCAGUGCUUGCCAUCGAUUCCAUACUUCAUGCAGUCGUGGAGUGCUCGCAAUGGUCUGGGUACCACCAACCAGUCUACCGUCCUGAUUGGGGGUAAUGUCCGUCGGGAGGAGUUUGGCCUGUCACAGGGCGUGCUCGGCCAGACCACUCACUACUGGAUCAAGAAUAUGGGCCACUCUUGGCCUGCAACGAUUGGCAACAGUGAUUCUGCAACGCCAACCUUCAUCAACGCAACUUCUCUGAUGUACGACUUUUUCAAGAGGUAUACACUGCCACAAACGUCAGCGGCGUGGUGCUGUGCGGUUUGA